AUGCAACAAGAAACCCAUGGAGUUUUGCAGACAGAAUCCCCAAAGAGUCGUUUCAAAUGUCAUAAAUGCAGAGCUGACUUUUCCAACACAUCCAAUCUGAAGAGGCAUGAGAAAAUGCAACAUGGCUUGGAGCAACCUAUGCUUUGCAUAGAUAAAAAAAAUGCACUAUACGUCACACCAAAGGAACUACAUGGGCCAAGAGUGCCAGUCCAUGUCAAGAAAUCUCUACUCCUAGGACAAAUAUACUGUGAGUCAGAUAUUUGCAGAGACAUGGCAAAGAUAGCAGCCCAGAGUGGACACCCUGGAACUGAAUGCCACCACCUUCGAAGAACUAUCUCCGCACAACGCUACAUUCCUCCACAAACAAUAAACUCUGCAUCUUUGGAGCAAAUGUUAGACAAAGGACUAAUUUCAAAGUCAAGAGCCCAGGAAUGUAAGGACUUGCAUUUGAAGGCCAGUGAAGAGGAGGUUGAUUGUGUCGUACCUAUUUUUUGGGGGGAAUAUGGCCUGUCACAGACUUACAUUUACUUUUCAGUAUUUACUAACCUCAAAGACAACUGGUGUCAGCUUGGGCGAACAAUUGUGACAUUUGACACAAUGUCUGGUAGAUGGCACUGUCAAUGUAGGGGCAGUAAACACAGAGUGAGUUGUGUCCACAGACACGUAUGCAUGUGGUGGAUAUUCCAGGAGCGUCCAUCAUUACUGAGAGAACAUUCAAAUGCAAGUCCUGAAGAAAUAGAGGACCUUGAGGAGAAAGAUCAAGAGAGGGAUGAUGAAUCAAAACCAUCAAAUGAGACAGCAUCAGCAGUGAUUAAAAUUACAGAGUACUUUUUGAGGUGCAAGAGAAUUCCAGAAAAUCUUCCACAAGACCUCAUAUUAACGGAAAUGACGAUACCUGAAAGCUUUGUGCCUAAAGAGACACAAUGCCCUUACUGCCCCGGACCAUGCUACCCUGACCUCAGUGAAGCAAUCCUGAAGACAAAGCAUGCAACCAUUUAUGCUUUGUUUUCUGUGCACAGAGGUAUGUGUAACACUUAA
This is a messenger RNA of Xyrauchen texanus (razorback sucker), 1038 nucleotides long. RefSeq lists its product as uncharacterized. Lineage: Eukaryota; Metazoa; Chordata; Actinopteri; Cypriniformes; Catostomidae. The transcript has a single exon. The record is from RefSeq and is a predicted model, not a curated record. Bases 1 to 1038 code for a protein of 345 amino acids.